This is a messenger RNA of Doryrhamphus excisus (bluestripe pipefish), 1806 nucleotides long. RefSeq names its product phenylalanine hydroxylase (gene pah). Gene Ontology annotation, molecular function: phenylalanine 4-monooxygenase activity; iron ion binding. The record is from RefSeq and is a predicted model, not a curated record. NCBI's taxonomy places the organism in Eukaryota, Metazoa, Chordata, Actinopteri, Syngnathiformes, Syngnathidae. Gene Ontology annotation, biological process: L-tyrosine biosynthetic process; L-phenylalanine catabolic process.
GCAGCAAAGCUGUCGGCUCAGCUGCAGCACACACUCACACACACACACACACACACACACAAAGACACACACAAACACACACUACAUACACCUGACUAGCAGAGAGCAUGGACGCCGCUUAUAAAAGAAUCAACGGAAACCACACUCAGGAUGCGGAUACAGAGGACACUUGGAGGAGGCGGCGGGGCUCCAUGUACUUGGAGGAGGAGACCAGCAAGAAGUCGGAAGUGAUCUCCUGCAUCUUCUCCCUGAAGGAGGGCGUGGGGGCGCUGGCCAGGGCGCUGCGCCUCUUUGAGGAGAAGGGCAUCAACCUGAUGCACAUCGAGUCGCGCCCGUCCAGCGUCAGCAAGGAGCAAUACGAGUUCUUCAUCAGCGUGGACUCCACCUGCUCCCAGGCCCUGGAUGAGGUCAUCCAAGGCCUGCGCACGCAGAUCAGCGGCCACGUGCACGAGCUGUCACGCAACAAGCAGAAAGACACGGUGCCGUGGUUCCCAAAGGACAUCCAGGACUUGGACCGCUUCGCCAACCAGAUUCUCAGCUACGGCUCGGAGCUGGACGCGGAUCACCCCGGCUUCACAGACCCCUUGUACCGGGCCCGCAGGAAGGAGUUUGCGGACAUCGCCUACAACUACAGACACGGCCAACCCAUCCCGCGGGUGGAGUACACGGAGGACGAAAGGACCACCUGGGGCACCGUGUUCAAGGAGCUGAAGACCCUGUACCCGACUCACGCGUGCCGCGAGCACAACCGAGUCUUCCCCCUGCUGGAGGAGUACUGCGGCUACAGGCGGGACAACAUCCCGCAGCUGGAGGACGUGUCCCGCUUCCUGCAGUCCUGUACCGGUUUCCGACUUCGCCCGGUGGCCGGUCUGCUGUCCUCUCGGGAUUUCCUCGCCGGCCUCGCUUUCCGGGUCUUCCAUUCCACGCAGUACAUCCGCCACGGCUCCAAGCCCACAUACACACCUGAGCCGGAUAUUUGUCAUGAGCUCCUGGGACAUGUCCCCCUGUUUGCCGAUCCAGGUUUCGCCCAGUUCUCACAGGAGAUUGGUCUGGCUUCCCUCGGUGCGCCAGACGAAUACAUCGAGAAACUUGCUACGGUCUACUGGUUCACCGUGGAGUUUGGUCUGUGCAAGCAGGGCUCUGGCAUCAGAGCUUUUGGAGCAGGCUUGUUGUCCUCCUUUGGAGAGCUGCAGUACUGCCUGACCGACAAGCCCAGCCUGCAGCCCUUCGACCCGGAGAAGACCAGCGUCCAAAAGUACCCGAUCACAGAGUACCAGCCGGUCUACUUUGUAGCCGAAAGCUUUGACGACGCCAAAGAAAAAGUCAGGAAGUUCGCCGGCACUAUUCCCCGGCCCUUCUCGGUGCGCUACAACCCGUACACUCAGAGCGUGGAGGUUCUGGACAACACCCAGCAGCUCAGCAACCUGGCCGACAGCAUCAACAGUGAAAUGGGAAAAUUGUGCGAGGCCCUGCGGAAACUGGAGUGACUUUGCGACGGCGGCCCGAGGCUUAGUAUUCUUGCUCGCAUAUCAGCUUUUUGUAUGAUAACACUUAUGAUAACACAUGAUACCAGGAUAAAAUAAAGAAUAUUAGCUUUUUUUAAUUUAGUGAAUCAUUUGUAGCUGUUAAGAUGACAAACGUGUUAUUUUAUGAAGUACUCUCGUCGCAUAUUAAAGAUGAUUUUACAUAUAAUAAUCAUACUAGCCACUUUUGACCAUGUAUAUUUUAUUCAUCCUGGUCAGUUGGCAAAAUGCAUUAUUUUGUGUAUGAAAUAUAUUUGUGACACAAAUAAAGAAAAUAAUGCAG